Messenger RNA from Cyanistes caeruleus (blue tit), 356 nucleotides. The record is from RefSeq and is a predicted model, not a curated record. Lineage: Eukaryota; Metazoa; Chordata; Aves; Passeriformes; Paridae.
CCCCCUCCCCUCCCCCACCGAGGCCAAGCGGAGCCUCCUGGGCAGCGGCCGCUCCCACCUGGGCGACUUCACCUUCCUGAUGGUGCUGGGCAAGGGCAGCUUCGGCAAGGUGAUGCUGGCGGAGCGGAGAGGCUCGGCCGAGCUGUUUGCGGUGAAGAUCCUCAAGAAGGACGUGGUGGUGCCAUCAAAAACAGCCCCGAAAAUUCCUAAAAAAUGCUGGGAAAAAAUUCCCCCAAAAAUUCCUAAAAAUUCCCAAAAACUCCAGAAAAUUCCAGAAAAUUCCAGAGAUUUUGGGAUCAAGAUCUGACCUCAGAACAACCCAAAACUGUUGAAAAAAAAUAAAAAAAAUCCGAAAA